Messenger RNA from Cetraspora pellucida, 313 nucleotides. The record is from the annotation of a GenBank genome assembly. NCBI's taxonomy places the organism in Eukaryota, Fungi, Glomeromycota, Glomeromycetes, Diversisporales, Gigasporaceae.
CAAAGAUAAUUUCACAAAUAUCAGAUUAGAACAAGAAUCUUAUGCAGCUAUUUCUGCUAACAAAGAAGAAAACCCAUACUUGCAAGAUGAUAUAUCCAUUACUAAUAGUGCAGGCUUACAAGAAAAUAAUUUAACACAAGAAGAACAAAAUGGGCCUUUGUUAUCUUCAAUGGAAAUAGACAACAACAAAAGAAACUCUACACUAAGUAAAGAUAAGGACCUCUCACCUAAUCUAGUACUAGCACCUCAUGAUGAACUGGCUGCACUGUACCUUAAUGCAGAACCACAGGCAGAAAACAAAAAAUACAGAUGA